AUGUCGGAGCUCAACCUGCCUACGCUCCCGCAAACCAGCGCCUCCUCCUCCUCCUCCUCCUCCUCCUCUGGGCCCGGUGGCUGCCUGAAGGAGGCGGGUGGAGACGUGAGGACAGCUCCAGAUGUUUGUCCCUCACAUCUGUCCCCGGCCCCGUUGAUACCCAGGGACAGGAAACCGAGCGGACAGGAGCAGGAACCAGACGAGGACGGACACGAGGAGAAGAUGGUGAAACUUCUGGUUCAGCUGCUACUGACUCUGAGUCUGCAGGAGGCCGCUGCUGCAGGGAUGCUGAAGGUGGACGGGGCCCAGGACGGAGCUGCGGGCGGGGGGGACACCAUCAGCCACUCCCUGGCCCUGGUGCAGCGCCUGGAGGCCCUGCUGCUCCAGGGGAACGGCAGCGACGUGUCCCUGCGGGUGGAGACGCCGAGCGGGGACGAGGUGAAGAAGAUCCAGGCUCACUCCCUGGUGCUCUCCCUGCAGAGCCCCAUGUUCGAGGAGCUGCUGCUGAGCCGCAACAGCAGCACGCUGGUCCUGAAGGAGAACGCCGACUGUGCCGCGGUGUUCGACAAGUUCAUCAGGUAUCUGUACUGUGGAGAGCUGUCUCUGCGUCUGGACCAGGCCACGCCUCUGCACAAGCUGGCCUCCAAGUACCAGGUGCUGAGUCUCCAACAGGGCGUCACCCAGUACAUGACCCAGAACCUGGCCCGGGACUCGCCCUCGGGCCACGUGGCGGGCUGGUACGAGUACGCCGUGCUGGCCGGGGACGCGACCCUGCGGGACAGCUGCCUCCAGUACCUGGCCUGGAACCUGUCCUCGGUGCUGCAGAGCGGCGAGUGGGUGACCAUCAGCAGCCGGCUGCUCAUGGCCCUGCUGCAGCGCUCCGACCUCAUCCUGCAGAGCGAGAUGGAGCUGUUCGCCGCUCUGGAGGCCUGGAUCAUCCAGAACCAGCCGGACGGGCUGACGGCGGAGAACGCCCUGAGGGCCGUGCGUUACGCCAUGAUGCCUCCCAAGGAGCUGUUCCGCCUGCAGACCCAGUCCCCGGUGCUGGCCCGCUACCAGGAGUCGGUGCGGGACCUCCUCUACAUGUCCUACCAGUUCCACUCGGCCUCGCCGCUGCACAUGGCCAAGUACUUUGACGUGAACUGCAGCCUCUUCGUGCCCAGGAACUACCUGUCCUCCCUGUGGGGGGCGCCCUGGAUCAUCAACAACCCCACGAGAGACGACCGCAGCACCAGCUUCCAGACGCAGCUCGGGCCCAGCGGCCAUGACACCAGCAAGCGGGUGACCUGGAACGCCCUGUUCUCCCCCCGCUGGUUACCCCUCAGCAUGAGGCCCAUGUACACGGACUCGGGCGCCAUGCAGCCGACACGUGUGGAGGGGGGGCGCCCUCGCAUCAUCAUCACGCCUGCCACGUCCAGCGCUGACUUCGCCGGGGUGAACUUCCAGAAGACGGUGCUGGUGAUGGCCCGGCAGCAGGGGAAGCUGAUGGUGAGACACGUCUUCAACUUCCACCAGAGCACCGAGGAGAACGGAGACUUCCUGGCGGAGGCCGACCUUCACCGCCGGACGUCUGAAUACCUCAUCGACAGCUCGCUCUCCCUCCACAUCGUGGUGAAGCCGCUUUACCAAACCCUCAUCACCAUCAAGAACUGA
Pleuronectes platessa (European plaice) is the source of this 1653-nucleotide messenger RNA. RefSeq names its product BTB (POZ) domain containing 17a (gene btbd17a). The coding region runs from base 1 to 1653 and encodes 550 amino acids. The transcript is spliced from 5 exons. Gene Ontology annotation, molecular function: protein binding. The record is from RefSeq and is a predicted model, not a curated record. NCBI's taxonomy places the organism in Eukaryota, Metazoa, Chordata, Actinopteri, Pleuronectiformes, Pleuronectidae.